AAUUACAAACACUCUGUUACAAUUUAGAGACCCCAUCAGAAGAAAAAAAAAAGACUGAAAAUGGCAAAACUGGAAGAUGUAUCAAGAAUGCUAGUUUUGUUGAUAACAAUACUGCCACUGGCUGCUCAAGGAUCCAGACUGUACAGCUGGGCUAAUCGGCUCGAGGAAACAGAGAAGGAGAAGGUAACAAACCUUCAGUUCUAUUUCCAUGACACCUUGAGCGGCAAGAAUCCGACCGCCGUGAAGGUGGCUCAGGGAACCGACACCGAAAAAUCCCCAACACUGUUCGGUGCUGUUUUUAUGGUCGACGACGCUCUCACCGAGACAGCUGAUCCCAAAUCCAAACUCGUUGGCCGGGCGCAAGGCCUUUACGGUUCUUCAUGUAAAGAAGAGGUAGGUCNUUAG
Messenger RNA from Camelina sativa (false flax), 405 nucleotides. RefSeq names its product dirigent protein 23. NCBI's taxonomy places the organism in Eukaryota, Viridiplantae, Streptophyta, Magnoliopsida, Brassicales, Brassicaceae. The record is from RefSeq and is a predicted model, not a curated record.